AUGGAAGCAGAUCAGCCUUCUCCAGAUAAGCCGCGCAAGAAGACUACCUCGACUGCUCAUCGCAAGUCAUUAGCCUGCGAGUACUGCCAUCGCUCGUUUGCGCGGCUCGAGCAUCUUCAAAGACAUCUCCGCACUCAUACCAAAGAAAAACCUUUCUCAUGCGAUAUUUGUUCCAAGUCUUUCGCCCGAAGUGACCUGCUUGUCCGACAUGAGCGCUUGGUGCACCCCGGGGAAGCGGCCGCUCACCGAGGAGAGCGCCGGUCUGGAACCGAUGUGACAGUUUCUCAUCAGACAGUUCCGUUGAGUCCGGCUUCCAUGAUCCCACCCACCCAUCCUGAGUCUCGCAUGCUGGACAUGCAUGAUCACAUAGGUAUUCAGCAACCACCACCUCCGCCUCCAACAGUACCACCGCCAGAGGUACAAGCGCAUCAUGCGCCAUUGAUCGAGCCGAACCACUUCAAUCCCUCCUGGGGCUACGACCUCAACCUCCUCUCCCACGCUGCCAGUCAUGUCGCCCUGGAAACCCAACAAGAGCUAGCCUUGGAAACCAUUCGAAAACCGCAUCUUCCAACCGGACCCUCUCCUCAACUACAGCCUGCAAUACAAGAGAAAAGCAUCGCCGAUGCAUACAGUGUUGAGCCAUCGUUUCUUGAUCUCACCGAUCUCGGGGAUCCAGUUCAAGACUUCACGGUGUUUCUAGAAAGUGUCGGCUUAUCAACCGAUUGGGAUUCAGGUGUCUUCUCAUCGAUCGAGACAGAUCCAUUACUGUCAAACUCUAUACAGUUUGACGCCAAACCGGCAGGUCGAGAAUAUGGGCAUCAACGACUGAAUCCAGAUAUCCUCAGUGAACAACGAAUGUCGGCGGAUGAAGCUCCAUCCUUCUCCAAUUUUGGAUCUAGGCUCCCAUCCUUGCAGCCUGAACCUCAAGAAUUUGAUGAGCGUGCCAGUUUACUGGAUGAUCCUACCAACCCGCGCCCAGCCUGGGAUAUUUCCAACACCGAUCGGCAGCUAUUUCUUACUAGACUUGACGAGUUUGCACACGUCCUUCCUCGCGGAUUCGUCCCGCCGUCUAGACAUGCUCUAUCGCGGUUUAUAGCCGGUUAUAUCAAUGGUCUCAACGAGCACCUUCCGUUUAUUCAUGUUCCCACGUUAUCUGUUGUUCGAUGUCUUCCUGAGCUCACCUUGGCUCUUGCCGCUGCCGGAUCUCACUACAGAUUUGAGAACAGUCGAGGAAUUGAACUCUUCCAUGCAGCCAAGGCAAUCCUGUUUGAGCGAAUACGACGAAGAGAUGCGAAGCAAGUCCCCACACCGACAUGGGAUGUCUAUGUUCCUAGUACGCCAUCACAAAGAAGCUCUAUGGCACCUUCGAACGCCCCCGGUAGCCCAUUUCAGACACAAAAGUUUCCUCCUCAGCUAGAUACCAUGAGCUAUAUGAUGAAUGAGUCCGAAGCUCAUAUGGAGGUUAUUCGAACGUUCUUGCUUCUUACUGUCUUUGCCUCCUGGGAAAGACAGCCCGAAUUACUGCGAGAAAUACUAGCUCUACAAAGCACCCUGGCCAGGCUAGUGCGCGAGCAUGGACUCGCAGACUCGCCCAUCGUCUCUGACAAUUUAACCUGGGAUGAGUGGGCUCGUCUGGAGGGCAAUCGACGCACAAAAUUGAUUGUUUACUGUUUUUUUAAUCUGCAUUCUAUCAUGUACAACAUCCCCCCGCUGAUAAUGAACUCGGAGCUGAAUCUGAGAAUGCCAUGUGCACACGAUAUCUGGAAAGCGAAUAAUGCUUCGCAAUGGAGACGUAUAUAUCGUUCGAGACAUGAACCGAUUGUCACUUUCCAGGAAGCCUUCGCAAAACUCUUUUUCAAAACACCGCCACCGAAUCCAUGCCCUAUCUCACCUCUUGGGAAUUAUAUACUGAUCCAUGCCAUAAUUCAACAAAUCUUUUUCGCCCGUCAACUACGCAUAUCGUCACCACUUAUGCAAAGCACAAGUCUUCGUGCCGAGGACCUCACAGCAUUGGAGAACUCUCUGAAUGCAUGGAAGGCAGGGUGGAAGCGAACCCCUGGGUCAAGUAUUGACCCUCAGAAUCCAGCUGGUCCUAUCGCUUUCACAUCCACCGCCCUUUUAGGGCUAGCAUAUAUCAGACUCCACCUAGAUUUAGGACCAUGUCGACGGCUAGUGACGCAAGAUCCUCUCCAGAUCGCAAGGGCAUUGCAGGAGUCCCCACCCAUUGUACGCAGUCCAAAGCUUAUUAUGGCUCUACUGCACUCGGCUCACGCACUUUCCAUUCCUGUAAGACUCGGCAUUGAUUUUGUCGCGCGAACACAUUCAUUCUUUUGGAGUAUCCAGCACUCUCUCUGCAGUCUGGAAUGCGCGUUCCUGCUGAGCAGAUGGCUCCUCUCAAUUCCGUUAACGCAAAACGAGCAGCGACUAUCCGACCAUGAACGAAAACUGCUUUUAUGGAUUAAGAGCAUGAUGGACGAAGCUGAUAUAGCAGUGGCGUCGUCAUCUGCCGAUGGACAUGAUCUUGAUUUCAUUCAAGAUCCGUUCAAGGUUAGGCGAUUGAGUGUUGCUGUCGUGCGUGUCUGGGCACGUACGUUCAAGGGAAAUACGAGUUGGGCUAUUGUUGACCUGAUUGGAUCUAGCCUUGAGGCUUAUGCCGACCUUUUGGAAGGUUAA
Messenger RNA from Talaromyces marneffei, 2673 nucleotides. RefSeq lists its product as uncharacterized. NCBI's taxonomy places the organism in Eukaryota, Fungi, Ascomycota, Eurotiomycetes, Eurotiales, Trichocomaceae. The record is from RefSeq and is a predicted model, not a curated record. Gene Ontology annotation, biological process: regulation of transcription by RNA polymerase II; DNA-templated transcription. Gene Ontology annotation, molecular function: zinc ion binding; DNA-binding transcription factor activity, RNA polymerase II-specific; RNA polymerase II cis-regulatory region sequence-specific DNA binding. Gene Ontology annotation, cellular component: chromatin. The transcript is spliced from 3 exons. Bases 1 to 2673 code for a protein of 890 amino acids.